This is a messenger RNA of Aspergillus nomiae NRRL 13137, 359 nucleotides long. RefSeq lists its product as uncharacterized. The transcript has 4 exons. Bases 108 to 359 code for a protein of 83 amino acids. The record is from RefSeq and is a predicted model, not a curated record. Lineage: Eukaryota; Fungi; Ascomycota; Eurotiomycetes; Eurotiales; Aspergillaceae.
UUCCUUCGGCUCCUGAGGCAUGUGGUCUCGUUGCUCAUCAGCUACCAUCGACAUUCUCCGUACAUUUGCCUCCUGUGAUUACUAGGUACUAACAGCUCAUUCGCAAGAUGGUGUUCCGAAUGUUCUGGCUCCGGACUUUCGAGGUUUGGCUCACUGCUCGGCUGCUCUCCAGCCCAGCGUUUCACAGACUUGUGGGGCGAGUCCAUCAAAAAGUCCAACAUCUGAGACAUGGGGUACCUCCCGAAGAAAUGGGAGGUACUCAUAGAGACAAUCAUGGACCCGGUUUGAGCAAGUUCGUCGAAUACUUUAAGGAAGAGAUCAAAGACCAGCUCAAGGGAAAACCACCGAAUAAGUUCUAA